CAAUUGAAUAACUACUUUGGUUCCGUCUUCACUAAGGAAGACAUAAAUAAUCUACCGGAAAUAGCAGGGGACCGCGUGUCAAAUGAGAUGGAGGAACUGAGUGAAAUCCAGGUUAGCCGGGAAGUGGUGUUAGGUAAAUUGAAUGGAUUAAAGGCCGAUAAAUCCCCAGGGCCAGAUAGGCUGCAUCCCAGAGUACUUAAGGAAGUAGCCCCAGAAAUAGUGGAUGCAUUAGUGAUAAUUUUUCAAAACUCUUUAGAUUCUGGAGUAGUUCCUGAGGAUUGGAGGGUAGCUAAUGUAACCCCACUUUUUAAGAAGGGAGGGAGAAAGAAAACGGGGAAUUACAGACCAGUUAGUCUAACAUCGGUGGUGGGGAAACUGCUAGAGUCAGUUAUUAAAGAUGGGAUAGCAGCACAUUUGGAAAGUGGUGAAAUCAUUGGACAAAGUCAGCAUGGAUUUACGAAAGGUAAAUCAUGUCUGACGAGUCUUAUAGAAUUUUUCGAGGAUGUAACUAGUAGAGUGGAUAAGGGAGAACCAGUGGAUGUGAUAUAUCUGGACUUUCAGAAGGCUUUCGACAAUGUCCCACAUAAGAGAUUAAUAUACAAACUUAAAGCACACGGUAUUGGGGGUUCAGUUUUGAUGUGGAUAGAGAACUGGCUGGCAAACAGGAAGCAAAGAGUAGGAGUAAACGGGUCCUUUUCAGAAUGGCAGGCAGUGACUAGUGGGGUACCGCAAGGCUCAGUGCUGGGACCCCGGCUAUUUACAAUAUAUAUUAAUGAUUUGGACGAGGGAAUUGAAUGCAACAUCUCCAAGUUUGCGGAUGACACGAAGCUGGGGGGGCAGUGUUAGCUGUGAGGAGGAUGCUAGGAGGCUGCAAGGUAACUUGGAUAGGCUGGGUGAGUGGGCAAAUGCAUGGGAGAUGCAGUAUAAUGUGGAUAAAUGUGAGGUUAUCCACUUUGGUGGCAAAAACAGGAAAGUAGACUAUUAUCUAAAUGGUGGCCGAUUAGGAAAAGAGGAGAUGCAACGAAACCUGGGUGUCAUGGUACACCAGUCAUUGAAAGUAGGCAUGCAGGUGCAGCAGGCAGUGAAGAAAGCAAAUGGUAUGUUAGCAUUUAUAGCAAAAGGAUUUGAGUAUAGGAGCAGGGAGGUUCUACUGCAGUUGUACAGGGUCUUGGUGAGACCACACAUGGAGUAUUGCGUACAGUUUUGGUCUCCAAAUCUGAGGAAAGACAUUCUUGCCAUAGAGGGAGUACCAGACUGAUUCCUGGGAUGUCAGGACUUUCAUAUGAAGAAAGACUGGAUAGACUCGGCUUGAUUUCGCUAGAAUUUAGGAGAUUGAGGGAGGAUCUUAUAGAAACUUAAGGGGUUGGACAGGCUAGAUGCAGGAAGAUUGUUCCCGAUGUUGGGGAAGUCCAGGACAAGGGGUCACAGUUUGAGGAUAGAGGGGAAAUCCUUUAGGACCGAGAUGAGAAAAACAUUUUUCACACAGAGAGUGGUGAAUCUCUGGAACUCUCUGCCACAGAAGGUAGUUGAGGCCAGUUCAUUGGCUAUAUUUAAGAGGGAGUUAGAUGUGGCCCUUGUGGCUAAAGGGAGAGAAGGCAGGUACAGGAUACUGAGUUGGAUGAUCAGCCAUGAUCAUAUUGAAUGGCAGUGCAGGCUCAAAGGGCCGAAAUCCUGCACCUAUUUUCUAUGUUUCUAUGUUUCUAUGAAUAACAAUAUUUUUAUAUCAUCACCGGUCUUCCUCAGCUCUAUUUAACCUUAAGAAGUUAGCCGAGUGGAAACUGUGCUUGUUCUUCUAAUUCUAAGAAUCCCUUCAGCUGGACAGAUAUGGUAUAUUCCUGUUUUGUUUGAUAAUCUACGUUGCUUCCUUAAAGGCGCAUUUAUCAAUCUCAUUUUGAACCCUGCGACGAACUUUGGUAGCUUGAAAAACAUUUCCUCUUUCAAAGCACUGGGAAGAACAUGUCGAAAACCACCAUCCUGUUUUUCACCCAGCUGCUAUGUGGGAUUGGGCAUGUCCAAACAGAUGUGACGAUACAAAAGACAGAAAUAAAAUCCGACCCCGAGGCAUCAGCACAAGCGGGAAGCUCCAUUACUCUGACAUGUUCAGUUAGUAUCGUGGCAACGCCUGAUCUCCUAAAUCAAAUUUCAUACAGUUUAUAUAAAGGAUCACAAAAGAACGUCCUGCUGAAUACCUCCAUGGCUCCUGAGCCAAAAUACUCUUUUACAAUACAAUCUGCUCGAGCAACACAUACUGGAUACUAUGUCUGUGUCGUGAACGUGGGAGAUAAAACAGCUACGAGCGACACCUUAUACAUAGAAGUUACAGGACAAAUACAGAGGCCGCGACUUGCCAUACAACCAAUGACGGUGAUAGUAGGAAGUCAAAUUGAGUUGCGCUGCGAUUCUGCUGAAGAAAUUCCUCCUCUUGACUUUACGUUCUACAAAUAUAAAAAUGGAAGACCUUCCCCUGCGGGACAAAAAGCAUCCGAUACAAACUUUGUAACACACACGCUUAAAGUUACAGAAACAACAGAUCAAGUCUACAGCUGUAAGGUCAAAGGAAGAAGCUCGGCAACAACCUCAAUCAACAGUGAACCUGUCACCAUAACUGUGCAAGAUCCAUUUUCUAGUCACCUCUUUACGAUUGAACCACAAUCUAGAAUAUUUGAAGGCGAUGACUUUACCAUGAGGUGCACAGUUCAGAUGUCAUCAUUAAUUCCAUCCUCUACAAAAGCUGAAUUAACAAUCACGAAAGGUACAACUUCGAUAGCCAACAGCGUUACUGGCGAAGCUAAGAUUUCUAAAAAAGCAACUGCUGAUGAUACGGGACAAUACACUUGCCACGCAAUGUGGAAGGAGACAUUGAAAAUUCUUGUAAAACAGGUGACUGUGGCAGUACCAGUUUCCAAACCAAGUCUAAAUUCAACAGCCUUUAAUAGUAUUGUGGCUCAAGGUGAUCGUUUGAAUCUCACAUGUGCUGUGGUGAGGGGAUCUUGGCCAAUAAUUUACACAUUUUACAAAGGAACACCAGAAAACUCUUUGCAUCGGUCAAUUUUAAAUGCUACUGCCGGAGUCUAUACUAUUCCAUCGGCUGACACUGCAGACAGUGGAGAGUAUUUCUGUCAAGCAGAAAACAAUGCAGGUGUAAAACAUCGAAGUGAAAGAAGUCAGAACAUUAAUAUAAAUGUAAAAGUUCCAGUCUCAGAGCCAAAAGUAAAUCUCCUCACUUCAGGAACCACAUAUGAAAUAGGAAAACGCAUAUCCAUUCGAUGCCACUCAACAAAUGGGAGCUCUCCUGUGACUUACUCGCUAUUCUUAAACCAAAGAUUCAUCCACUCUGUCAAGAACUGUACUACAGAGCCUGCGGUUUUUAAUAUUCUCAUAAAUAAUACCAAAGAUGGCGGCGUGUACAAGUGCAAAGCUGAAAAUGAAAUUCCAAACUCAUUCAAAUUUAGUGAAGGAAUCAACUUUACCAUAUUGGGUACCAAACCAAUGUGGUUGGAAUAUCACAUGCCACGUAUACUUGCUUUUUUAUUAUUAUUUCUCAUAUGUUGCUAUGUUCAUGUUAAAUACCGAAAGAAUAAAAGACGCAAAAUAGUGAAACAACAAAAUCAAGGAUCUGUGAAAGAUAAUACUGUGCUUUACAGUAAAGUAAAAGGAACGGCACAUCCAAAUGAGGAGAAGGACUACGUUAACAUCCCAUCAUUAAAAGGAACCGGAACUGAUUCAGAGUGUGAUUGUGAAAUGAACUAAGUCAAUAUUGUAAGAAAAAAAGCAGCUUUUUCCAAAUAAAGGUAGACGGCCGGUCCGUUUGCAGAAUUUAUCCCAUUGACUCGGAGGAGGAGGAGGAGGAGAAGGAGGAGAGCCAGCACAGCGGCAGUUACUCCACAAAGGAGCUUAUCUGUCCUUGGGAGCAAGUGGUGGAGGAAAGCAAAGCUGUGUGAGGGGCGGUGGGCUUGAGGCCCAUGGAUCCCUGACAUUCCCAAGAUCUCCAGCGGCCUUCAUGUUGGUAGAAGCAAGCCGAGUUCUGCAGCUUCAUUGGUGACUAGUUCAAAGGACCAGCCAGGCACGGAGCAUCAUUUAUGUCUCUAAUCCUGCAGUCACCUCUUCGUUUAACAAUUAUAAACUUUCAAGUUUUAUUCCGCUCGAUAGAGCAGCUUCUGCUCCUAAAUUUAGUUCACCUGGGAUGACCAAACUGCAGGUCACACUCUCACUGAAAUAAAACAGUUGUUAAACACUUUAACUCCCGUUCCCAUUCCCACGCAGACCUUUCUGUCCUGGGCCUCCUCCAUUGUCAGGGUGAGGCCCAGCGCAGAUUGGAAGAACAGCACCACAUAUUUCGCUUGGGCAGCUUACACCCCAGCGGUAUGAACAUUGACUUCUCUAACUUCAAGUAACGCUUGCUUUACCCCUCUCCAUCCCUCCCCCCUAUCCAGUUCUCCGACUAGUCUAACUGUCCUCCUUUACAUUUUAUCUCUGUUUGCUUUGUUGUUACCUUCUCCUAGCUAACAAUCGUCUAUUGGUGCGUGUACAGAUGUGGUGAAGAUGUCGCUGUUUAGAGCAUAUUGCACACCACUCUAUACUGUGCACCUGUGGUCGAACUAUGGAUAGACAAGUUUGCAGAGACUAAAGGUGGCCUAUAACGAUGCCAUGAGAACACUGCUAAAGAAAUCUAGAUGGUGUAGUGCUAGUAACAUGUUUGCGGCUGCAGGAGUCAGUACUUUAGAAGCUAUCCUAAGAAAUCAUAUGUAUAAAUUCAUUUGCAGUAUAAAUGACUCAAAAAAUUUAAUUAUUGUGGCCUUGUCAAACAUAAGGUUUAGCACUACACGCUACGAAUCCCAGCUGUGGAGACACUGGUAUCGUUGUCUCAUUGUAGGACAUUGAUCAUUCUUUUUAAAUUCUGGAUUUUAAUUCAUGUAUUGUGGGGUUUUUUAAUAUAACAUUUAUAAUGCUUUUAUAAGUGAUAUACUCAGAUUUUAUAUGUACUUUAUGAUGUUUUUAAUAUGCAAUGUAUUUUUAUGUAAUGUUGUCCCUUGCCUGGACCUAGAAUCCGAAAUAAAGUUUACUGUUAUUAUUAUGCUAC
Messenger RNA from Leucoraja erinaceus (little skate), 5080 nucleotides. Its product is annotated as platelet endothelial cell adhesion molecule-like. Gene Ontology annotation, molecular function: transmembrane signaling receptor activity. Bases 1957 to 3750 code for a protein of 597 amino acids. The record is from RefSeq and is a predicted model, not a curated record. Gene Ontology annotation, biological process: cell surface receptor signaling pathway. The transcript is spliced from 14 exons. NCBI's taxonomy places the organism in Eukaryota, Metazoa, Chordata, Chondrichthyes, Rajiformes, Rajidae.